CGUGAUGUGUGACAACGGUUGGCGAUUCAAGGCUUGAAAGAGCAAAGAGUUCUGGAAACAAAGUGCUUGAUGAUGCAACUCUCCUGUCAAAGAAGCCAUUUUUAUCCUUCUUGUACGUGGUCCAUGCUUCGUCGGCUCGACUCCAGAUCAACACGGGGACCUACCCCCCGGCAAGCCCGCUUGACCCAAUGGACACAUUCUUGUAGAUGCUCCACACAGACAUACCUUCAACCCGCAAUCCUCAGCCAGCCACUCACCCAUUCACCCAUUGUACGGUUCCCCGCUUUGGUUCUUGAGCACGCAAAUCUAACCACUUGAGCCCCACAGAGAUGUGUUGACAGAAUGUCGAUCAAUCCAAUUGACAGGUCGACAGCUGCACAUCGCGCCAAUCUCGCCGCCAAAAGGCGGGUCACGAUGGGUCAACUACAGCUUCAGUCUCGUAAAAUCAUCAUCCACGAUACAGCAACCACCCACCUCCAUGACAUCAGCAACCGUUUAUCGCGCGUAACAAGAAUACUACAACUCCAGAUGAUCCACACGUGUACCAGACCUUGAGCCACCGUUACGUCAACACAGCGAGUCGAGCUGAAACUCCAUCUUGUGAAUCAAUCAUCGUCUCCAAAAUACCAUCACGGCCCGAAUGCCUGCAGAGUGCAUACGAGCUUCGGGGACGACCUGGUCGGCGACCUCCUGUUGUUCGACAAUGAUCUGACGUCGUGGGCAUGUCCAAGGUAGCACAGCACGCCUCGCAGACUCACAGCAUUCUCAGGUUAUAUAGCGACAUUUGGCUUCCCUCCGUCUUCCCCUUGUGGCAUCAUCUGCAAAAUUUACACUUUGAACCCAUCGCACUCAAAUCUCUCUACCUCGUCCACAAUCAUUCAUCUUCAACAUGUCAACCGACUGGACCAACGACCCCAAGGCAGCAGAGAAGACCUUGCAGGACUCUCUCGAGGCCGAACUCAAAACGCACCCGGAUCGUUUCCUCAGAACGGCGAAGGCUGACGGCAAGGUCACUUUCAAUGGCGACAAGAGCCCAUUCUACGCCAUCCAAGCAUAUGUCUGGUGCGGAAUGCUGUACCCCGACAAUGAUGCCGACUUCCAGAAGAAGCUCCCUCAGUCCCGGUUCAAGCCUUUGGAAGCGGUCCUUCCCAAGAUCUACGAGGAUACCAAAGAUGCUCUCGUCGCUGUUUCUUCCUCGUGCCACAAGUUCAGCAGUGGGCCCAUGGAGGGGGUCUUCUCCUAUUCCUCCCUGGUGAAGAAAUACGCCGUCAACGCCAAGACCUCCCUCGGAGCCGACGAUGGCCUCGGCGCGCAGCUCAAGACGCUGACGUCGGAUAAGUACAAGAACAAGGACAGCAUUGACGAUGAUUUCGAAGCGGCGAAGGAGCUCGCGAAGGAAAGACUGGAGGAGCUCAAGUCGGACGCCAAGGAGAAGGAAGAGCAGAGUGAAAAGUUGAGGAAAGACCUUCAAGACUUCCUCAACGAAACCGAGGCCAACAAGAAGCAGGUCACCGCUGUGAAUGACAAGUAUCUAAGCCCGGUGACGGAUUCUGGGGGGAAGCAUUACAAGAAUGCGAUGGUGUACUUGAACCAUGAACUGGAAGACUUGCAGAAGAAGCUCAAGGACGCCAAGGAUGAGGCGGAUAAGCAGAGCAAGGAGUUGAAAGAGGAAGGAGACCCCAAGGGUUGGAAGUUUUGGGUGAAUGUGCUCAGCGGCCCUACGGGUACUUGGAACCUGUACCAGAAGCUCAAAGACUUCAAGGAUGCGUUGGACAAGUGGUCCACCCAGAACAAGGAGACGGAGGAUGUUCUCAAAUGCCAGACUACUGUCACGGCCUUGGAGGCCCAGAUUGAUGAUUUGAUCACCAGGAUGACAAAGGCGGUGGAGGGGAUCCGGUUGAUUCAGGACACCUUCCGGCAUUUGGGAGAGUCUCUUGACCCUGUUAUCAAGGCCAUUGACAAGAUUGAGAAGGGCACGAGUUCACCAUUGCAGGCUAUCCGGAAGUCCAACAUCAGCCAUGGCAUUCAGGAUGCCGUCACAAAGUAUGACGAGAUUAUCAAGGAAGCCGAAGACUUUGCUAAGGCAGCUCAGAUCAAGGUCGUCGAUGCUUAG
Molecule: messenger RNA, 2113 nt
Organism: Podospora bellae-mahoneyi
Lineage: Eukaryota; Fungi; Ascomycota; Sordariomycetes; Sordariales; Podosporaceae
Exons: 8
Coding region: 890-2113 (407 amino acids)
Source: RefSeq, a predicted model, not a curated record